This is a messenger RNA of Physella acuta, 4039 nucleotides long. RefSeq lists its product as uncharacterized. The record is from RefSeq and is a predicted model, not a curated record. Lineage: Eukaryota; Metazoa; Mollusca; Gastropoda; Physidae.
GACUUCCUAUUCAACAUGGCGCCUUUUUAAAGCGUCUUUACAUUUGUAUUUUUUAGAAUAUAUUUUUUAAUUGGCGGUGCGACCAUGUCGGAGGUUGACCCUCCCUCUUUCACAACAUUAACAACGCCAUCACCACAGUUAAAUACCGGAACAUCUGCCCAUGUAACCAAUACAAAAUAUCUUCCAGCCGUAGAGUCCCAGAACGACGAAAGGAAGAUUCUGGAAGAUCUGAGCAAGGUCCGGAAGGAGAAGCUUCGGGAAGACCCUAGCCGAGUCAAAGAGAAGCUUCAGGAAGACCCUAGCCGAGUCAAAGAGAAGCUUCAGGAAGACCCUAGCCGAGUCAAAGAGAAGCUUCAGGAAGACCCUAGCCGAGUCAAAGAGAAGCUUCAGGAAGACCCUAGCCGAGUCAAAGAGAAGCUUCAGGAAGACCCUAGCCGAGUCAAAGAGGAAGAUUUUAGCCGAGUUAAGGAGAAGGUUCUUACAGAGGAGGAAUUGUGUCGUCAGGUGGGGCUGUCACUAGCCUCAAGGGUGCCUCUAAAACAAAACACCCCGACCCCCGAGAGGAGAUUGAAAUAUCUAAACACCCCGAAAAAUGAGGACCUUGUAUUCUUGUUUACGGAUACCGCUCCUUCAAGCGUAACAUCAGAGGAGGAAGAAGAAGGCGAGGAGGUGACCCUCAUAGAAUCAGGAAACCCAAAUUCUUUUGCCUCAGAUCUCAGUUUAAGCCAGAACUCAUUGUUUGAUUCACAUAGACCACAAGAAAAUAACCUAGAAGUAGUCGCGCCACAGGACGGAACUUCAGUUUUAGAAAUACAAAGUGAAAAGGAAUCAAAUCCUUUAAGCGGAUCUACUUAUAAAUGUACAUCACCCACUCCACAGUAUACAAGUACUAAUCUCGGAUUUCAAAUCGCAAAUGAAUCGCAGCCUGCUCAGGAGCAGGAUUAUUCAAGCAUAUCACAAAGUAGGAUAAUUUUUAAGAAAGUAAAACCAGAGGAGGCUUCACACAUUUUAAACAGACCGACCAGACUAAAUAUAGCACCAGUUACAUCAGAAAAAAACACACUUGAUGAAUCACAGACUGUAGAUAAGUCAUAUUCAUUAGCUGCACCGACCAGUUCAAAAGCAUCGUCUGUUUCAGAAGAAAAAGCCUUAUUUCCUGAAUCGCUAGUUCCUGAUACAUCCAAUCCUUCAGCCUCACCGACCGGUCUAAAACCAACUUCAAAAAAUAAAACUAGAUUUCCCGAGUCAGACACAACCGAUCCUUUAGAGAACUGUUCCACUUCGAAUGAAAAUUCUGUUUCUCAGGAGAAAAAUAAAUUCCUAACGACAUCUUCUGUAGAUGUAGUUAAAUCUAUGAUCAAGAAAUCAUUCACUCAAGACACAAGUGUAUUACAAGAUAAAUCACAGUUAGAAGACGUUAUAACGGAUGAUACAACAUUUCAACCAGCUGUUCCGAUCGUACCAAGCACUGAAUCAAGAUCACGUGACUCGUCUGGUGUAUAUAAAAAACAAACCCCGGGAAAAUUGAAUCACUCAAUCGAACCUAAGAAUAAAAAACCCACCCAAGCCUCGAAUUCUGCAGUAAUCAAACAUACAGGAGCAUCAAGUUCGCUAAAGUUUAACGCGAAAAAACUCCUUACCCAGCAAAUCCUAUCAGAUACCCCGGAAGUAAAUUCUUAUGAAUCAGUAGCCCCAUUUACGCCAACGACUUCUCCUAAACUUUCGUUCAUAUCACAAGAAAAAGACACAUUUCUUGAAAUUCAUGUUGAAAAAGAAUCGCCUCCAACAUUUGAAUAUACUAAUAGGACCAUCCCGUCAUUAAUCGCCAUGCCUGGAAUAGAAGAAAUAAAAAUUCGGAAAGAAUCGAACGCGAUUCGUCGACAUACUUUACCCGAAAUACCCACAACCUCCGCCGGUGAACAAAAAACCUUCGGGAUUGAAAUCCCGCAGAAGCCGCUUCAGCCGAGCAAACAACACUCGCAGACAAUAUCAACAAAAUCCCUGGGAAAGUUGGCUGUGCUGGAUAUUAAACCGAGUACGGUCCCUACUCCCAAGGAUUCACCAUCUUCACGUGAAAGCUGCGAGGUUGGUAAGACACGUAUCUUGGAAGCACGAAACACCCUUCGUAAGGAGACCGUGCCUGUAAAAAAGAUAACACCAAGGAGUUUUCAGGGCAAAGCUGAAAUAAAAAUUCCCCAAGUUUCACUCGCUCCGCAGAGACCGAAAAUUUCAGCGAUAACGGCUAAACAACAGGAAAAACCGGGUGUUCUCAAGAUUCAAAUCUCAGAGGCGUCAAAACUACCUGACAGUCCGGAAUUUACUAUAGCACAUCCUGGUGAGAAUAAUGCGAAAUCACCUACCUUGUAUGAAUCAAAGUUAAACGACACUGCGUCGUUAACAAAAAGCUAUCACAUGCCACAAAGCAGUGAUACAUUCUCGGGAGAAAAAAGUAUACAUGAACCAAAUUCAAAAACUACUGAUAACCUAUCAAAACAGGCUGUAGAAGCAAUACUUGAUAUUAGUGAUGAAUCCAGCUUUGUUGAAGAUAUUGGAGCAUAUUCAAAUCGCGCAUCAAUACAAGAAUACCUCACCGCUAUUUUAGACAAACGAAUUCUAGAAUAUGUAACCCAAAAUACUGUAAAUAAAUUUCCAAAUCAGGCAGAUGAAUUCAUUGGUUCUAGCAAUGAUUCAUUGUCUGAUGCCGCGACAUCUCUACAGGACAUCCAAUCAAAGGGCGAAGAAGAUCCCUCAAAGAAGCCAAAUGAUCCAGCCAUUGAAACAGUACCACAAGACAAGCCAGAUGUCCUGAGUUUUCAAAUCGCUGAAGUUUUCAAGCGAGCAGGUAGCCCAAGUUUAACAAUUCCACAUCCAACUUCAAAACCUCAGGGCCGAAAUGAUUUUGAAAAAUCAAAGAGUCCAAAAUCAACUGAGAAAGGGGCAAAUUCAUUGAGUCCAAAGCUCAAUGAUAAUGAGGAAAAUUCAAAGAGUUCAAAGUUCACUGCUAAUAUAACAACUUCAAAGAGUCCCUAUCCUUCACAAAUUAGUGAGACGUUUUCGGAACAACAAAAUGUUAAAACGUCCAAUGCUCAUAAUACUGAGACGUCUCCAAAGAACAAAGAAAAGACAAUGCCCUCUAGUAGUAAUUCGUCUAAAGUAAAUGAUGCCGAUGCUUUCUCAACAUCCCUAUCUUACAAACAAAAACAUACAGCUAUAUCGGAUGAACAAAGUCUAAACAAAUCAACUCUAAAGCCUAUUCCUACCAAUCAAAAUCCCGAGGUAGAAAAGGCAAGUAAUUCUUCAUUGCCAAAAAAUCCAUUGGUAAUCCUAUCAGCUAAUGAUGAAUAUAUCAUCAAGGAUACACUCCAUGUCGGAAAUGACAACUAUUUCAUAUCCCGUCACAAAAAAUUUGAAGCCGACGAACCACAUGUGAAUGACUUGAAUAUUGCUCCGAAGUUAUCACGUCAUCCCUCCGUCGAUACCAUCCCCGAAGCAGAAGAUGAAUCAGCGCUGAGAAAAAGUAGCAUAGCCUCACCAAAUCCCGCUUCUGAAGAUACAUUUCAACAAAUUGAGAACUUAAAGGACGAGAUAACCAGCCUCCUUUUACAUCGAAACAGCGGGACUACAGGUCCAGAUAGUAGGUUGAUUACUCCCAGGAGUUCGAUACAAAAAGAAGAUACUACUUUAAUGGGAAUUUACAGCUUCUUGAAGGAGGCGGUGGACGAGGAUAACGAACCUGGUUCGUCGUUCUCGGGAAAUCAAACUGUUCUAGACAAUGAUGGAGUACCUUCUGUGAGUUUUAGUAACAACACGAGUUUGGAAGAGGAUCCCAACGUCAACGUGGCUCCGCCGACUUCUGCCAGGAUGCCAGGGGAUGAGAGAAGGCCCCCUACACGGUGGAGCACUGUGUUUUACGUGUGGAACGUGGUGAGACAUCUGGUGUCCUACAUAGUCCGCAGCUUGCUGAGUUUGAUACUCCUGGUGACGAACUUGGUUGUCGGGUUUUUCAUCAUGUUGGCGGACUCGGUGGUACACGUUCCAG